AUCGGGAUAAGACUGGGUGGAAGUCGGGCUGCGGGUGGUGGUGGAUCGUCGGAAGGGAGCAGAAAACGACGCGCUUUCCGGGCCGUGGAACGGUAGCCACAGAACGAUGCUCUCCGUCAAAUCCCGGGGUUUGGAGACGCGACUGGUGAUGCUGUUGGGUCUUGGCAUCGUCGGAAACCGCACUGCUUCAGGCCGCGGCUGUUCAGCCCUACCCGCCAGCGCCCUCACUCGUCCGCCUCGUGCCUUCAGCUUUGCCCGGUCGGCUGCCGGCUCCGCGCUGCUAUAGAUACCAUCAUGGCGGGCAAUCGCCUCCUCAGCUUAGCGCUUGCGAUUCCCCCUCCUUCCAAACCACCGCCUCCCCCCACCUGAACGAUAUGGUCGCCUCCAAUGGCUCCAAUGGCUCCUCCUUCGAGGCCUACUCCAUGGCCGACGAGACCCGUAGGACCCUCGACAACCUGCUGCACCUCGCGAAGAGCCAGAUCCCCUCGGAAUGCCGCGACAUCAUAGCUCGCACCACCUUCCACACCGACAACACCGGGAGCCCGUACUUCCCAUGUCCUUUCAAAGAAACCGAGGCUACCUCGGCACUGAAAGCCGUCGAGGCUGGUAUGGCAGCGGCCAUUGCGGACCUGGUGUAUGGGGAGCAGGACAGGAAGAUCACCGUGGAUGUGGAUAGGGCCUCGGCUUUCUUGUUCUCGGCAUACCUGUCCACCGUCGGUGGCAUGAACAAGUCCCACCCCAAUGUCAAGUCACUCUUGAAGGAUACCGACCUCCUUCAGGCACAGUCGAUCCUCUACCGAAGGUUGUCCGCCAACUUGUAUGAAACCAAGAAUCCUGGCCAAUACUUCCACCUGCAUGGCUCCCUCGAAGCGACAACUGCUUUGAACAUGGUUGGAUUGGAAGGCUAUAGGCCGGAUAUGACAGACUACCACGAGUGCAUAAAGCUCAUCGAGAGUCACGUCAAGCAAUUUACGGCAGAGGAGCUCGAGAAGAUGAAUGCUGAGCGCAGGCAGGCGGGUGUGACCGCCAUGAAGUGGGAGGACUUCAAGGAGACCAACCACGGUAAGACUUUGAUCCAAGAGCCACCCUGGAGGGUUGACACAAUCGAGUCCACUACUCCUCCUGUGCCUUUCCCCGGCUUGAAGACUGCUGCGCCGAAGCCACAGGUCCUGGCAGGUGUCAGAGUGCUGGAACUCUGCAGGAUCAUCGCAGGUCCCGCAAUGGGACGAGGCCUGGCCGAGUAUGGCGCCGAUGUUAUCAAGAUCACAGCGUCCAACCUUAGUGAUGUGCCCUUCUUUCAGGUCGACGGUAACCUGGGCAAGCACACGGCCGAUCUCAACCUCAAGUCGCCUGAGGGUCGCAAGAUCUUCGAGGAGCUACUACAGUCUGCCGAUGUGAUCCUCGACGGAUAUCGGCCCGGCUCUCUGGAGCGCCUGGGGUACGGACCGAAGCAACUUGUCGAACUGACUAAGCACCGGAACCGGGGCAUCGUCUACGUCGCUGAAGACUGCUUUGGCCACGUCGGAGAGUGGGCGGGAAGACCCGGUUGGCAACAGAUUGCCGAUUGCGUGACCGGAAUAGCUUGGGCCCAGGGCGAGAGCAUGGGUUUGAACGAGCCCGUCGUCCCUCCGUUCCCAAUGAGUGACUAUGGCACCGGCUGUAUGGGCACCAUUGCUGCCCUGGUCGGACUGUACAAGCGGGCGAAGUUCGGUGGAUCCUAUCACGGCACGACGUCUCUGUGCCAGUACGACAUCUACCUGUUGCAGCAGGGCCUUUACUCCAAGGAGAUGAUGGAGAAGCUGAGGCAGGUGCACGACCCGGAGUUCUACGAGCUCCGCCACUACGACUCGGUCGAUGAGGUGGGCAAGCGGGCACUCAAGACGAUGCGGCGGACGCACCCAGAGCUGUUUGAGGACAAGAAUCUGUUUGAGAGUUAUAGCAAAGGCUUCAAAGCGCCGGUCAAAUUUGUCCGCCCGGUUGCCGAAGUCGAGGGUAUGUGGAGUGGGUUCAUUCGGAGCUCGAGGCCCAACGGCUUCGACGCUCCCACAUGGGAUGGCUGGGAGGUUGACGAAGACAUGUUGAAGUGCUGAUCGGGGUGGAUAAUUGAUGAGGUCAUAUGAAGGCGCAAACAGCGGCAUUCAAGUACGCACUAUGUAGUAUUCUACUUUUUGAACAUGGGUGUACGUCAGUCAAGAGGUCGGGUGGAGGCCCAGGCG
Aplosporella prunicola CBS 121167 is the source of this 2216-nucleotide messenger RNA. RefSeq lists its product as uncharacterized. The coding region runs from base 375 to 2090 and encodes 571 amino acids. The record is from RefSeq and is a predicted model, not a curated record. Gene Ontology annotation, molecular function: catalytic activity. NCBI's taxonomy places the organism in Eukaryota, Fungi, Ascomycota, Dothideomycetes, Botryosphaeriales, Aplosporellaceae. The transcript has 4 exons.